AUCCAUUAUGAUUUUGUUCUUGGACACAUUGAUUCAAAGUUGGGUAAAAGUUGUUUGAUGAUGUGAAUCGUGACAGGUGUUUAUGCAGAAGCAGCCAAUGGAAAGCCCUAGUUUUGUAGGUGUACCUUGUCCUUGCACUUCUCCUUUUCUCUGAGAAAGUGCGCAGUAGUCUUUAUAUAUACGGCGAUCGUGUGACGGACCAACAUCUUCUGCUGGAUUAUCGGCUCUUCUCUGGACUCUAGAAAUGAUGCUCAUCUUUGGACUGAUGCUGCUGCUGCUGAAAAUUGCUGCAAGUGUGGAGCGGUUCUGCUGGUUUAAUCAGUCUGGUCCCUGUAACGUUGUUCUCGGAGACAAACUCAGUCUGAUGAUGACGCUGGACGCUAGUAAAAAUGACCUGAGGAUACACAAGAGAAUCUACAACACAUCAGAUGAUCCAUUUUGUAAAAUAAAGAAUGACAGGAUAAAUGAGGAGGAAUGUGAUCUCUUUAAAAACACACUUGAUGAAGUGUCAGUCAAUAAUGGGAUUCUGGUAAUAAACCCUGUGAUCAGAGCAGAUUCAGGGAUUUACAGAUUACAAGUCUUUAACUCACAAGGCGUAGAAAUACUUAAAGCAGAUCUUCAAGUGAUUGUUGAAGAUGUGAAGUUUACCUGCAGUUUUGAUCAGUCUGUUCCCUGUUCCGUUGCUCUCGGAGACGAACUCAGACUGAAGUUGGCGGAUCCUAGUAAAAAUGACCUGAGGAUACACAAGAGAAUCUACAACACACCAGAAGAUCCAGUUUGUAGAAUAAAGAAUGACAGGAUAAAUGAGGAGGAAUGUGAUCUCUUUAAAAACAGACCUGUGUCAGUCAGUAAUGGGAUUCUGGUAAUAAACGCUGUGGUCGGAGCAGAUUCAGGGAUUUACAGUUUACAAGUCUUUAAGUCGACCGGCAAAGAAAUAUUUAACGCAGAUCUUCAAGUGAUUGUUGAAGUGUCUGUGUUGUGUUCAGAGGGUCCAUCAUCUCUAGUGCAUGUGCUGGUCUGGAGUUUUCAGAUGGUGGUUCUGUUGGGUCUGUUAGGAGGUUUUCACGUCUACAUGAGACUCACAUCAGGAAAGAAAGAAGAAGAUCAAAGUGUGCGAAUGAGAAGAUUUAGAGAAGGACAUGAAGACACAGCAGAAGAUGGAAGAGACCAGCAGCAGAUCUCAUCACAUCAAUGAGGAAUCACUUUCACAUCCGUCCCGCAGUCAUUUUACACAUCAUUUAUUUCACAUAUCAGCUCUUGGUAUUUUAAUAUAAUAAGCCGAUCAGUUUCGCUCCCCUUCUGACGUAUGAAAAGGACGUAAAUCUGCACGUUUGCAACCCAGCGCCGCCAUUUUGUUUUCACAAGAGACAACAGUGAUCAGUUCUAACGCAAUGGUAAAAGUUCCAGCAAAGCAUGAAACUGUUCUGUUCUGGAAAGGUGUACACUUGUGUAAAUGUUCACCAUGAUGAUGAGAUGAUCCGUGUAACUCCACAACAACUACACACACGUCUCCAGUCCACUAACCAUUCAGAAACGUUGUUAAUAAACUGUUGUUGCGAGUUGGUUAAAGGUUUGACAUAUCGGAUAAAUAGCAAUUUAUGCAAGUUUGUCAAUAUGAUUUAGCAGGUCUCAGGACUGCAUUUGGGCUUUUGAAAAUUAUUUUUUAUUCAGAAAUGACCAUUUAGGCCAUUUCAACCAUUCCCCUCCACAUUUGAAUGAAUCGUUUUUGUUAUUGCAUCAGGAAAUAAAACUACACAAAUCAUAUGUCAAUAAAUGUCAGAGGAUAAUAUUUCUUUUUCUCAUCCCAGA
Molecule: messenger RNA, 1809 nt
Organism: Pimephales promelas (fathead minnow)
Lineage: Eukaryota; Metazoa; Chordata; Actinopteri; Cypriniformes; Leuciscidae
Source: RefSeq, a predicted model, not a curated record